UGCAAAUAGAAGCCGGGCGCAGGACGAACUUAAAAUGAUCAACUUCCCGCGGCAAUACGAAUCAAUAGACAAAUAUUCAUAAGAGCAAUUCGUCAUCGAAAUCAGAACCGAAACUUUAGCAACACUCGUACCCGCACUAAGAUUGCCUUUAUCAAAUAAGAUCAGAGAAGCAUAAUUCGGGAUGGCGGCAGCAAAGUCAACUAACCACCUCGCUAGCUUCUCUGAUGAAAUAAUACCUUGGGUUGAGGAAACUGGGGCCCAAUUCCACUAUGAUGAUCUACGAGAUGACGCCAUAAGGCUUCUAGAACUUGAACCGUCUCUUCCUCAGGAUCCAAUAAGAUGCAAACUCUUGCAUGUGAACAGCAACGAAAAUCACCAAUAUGAGAUUCUCUCUUGCGACUGGCAAAGCUCAACAGGGCCACAAGUGCCUAUAUCUCUAAACGGCCAGACUUUUGAUGCCCCGUCCGAGGCCUAUGUAGCACUGCGCAGAGUCAGAUUCGAGGAUCAACCGAGAUUCCUUUGGCUGGAUGCUAUCUGCAUCAACCAGAAACCGAAUAAAACGGAUCAGAAUACUCAGCCCUCUUAUCUAAAGGGCAUAUACCAAGGCGCAACAGGCCUCCUUGCGUGGAUUGGGAACGCCAAGAAUAACUCGCACCUUGUGUUUGAGCAUCUCGAUAGGUGUCGCGAACAUAGACAUAUCAAUUGGUGUCGAUAUCGGGGAGAAACGAAGGAUGCCUUUCAUAACCUAUCUCGCAGGUCGUGGUUUUACAGAACACAAUCCGCUCAAGAGCUCGCUUUAACCAGUAAGGCUAAUAUCCUAUGUGGCCGUCAUCAGGGUGAAUGGCCGGACUUGAUGAGAUGUACCGAUUUCUUAGGGGCUGGGGACUACUAUCAUCCGUUAGAAGGACCAGAUGGUCGAACGCAUUUACGUCACCUUUGGGAACUCUCUCGCGGUAAUCUUGUACCGUUGAGGGAUGUAUUCCUCUGGAACCGGCAUGGUCGGGUUCACGACCCUAGGGAUAAGAUAUUCAGCGCCUUGGUACUAGAUACAGGUAUACAGUUUGAUAUUCCUAUUGACUAUAGGCAAGAUCUUAUUCAUCUUUUCCGGAACUUCACGCAGAAGGUCAUCGAAGCGAGCCAAACCCUCGAGAUCCUUCACUGGCUAGGAUCGCAGAAGAAACCCAUCGAUGGCCUUCCGUCGUGGGUUCCUGACUACAGCAUAGUCAAUCCCAUAGGUACUUUACCAAGGAUAUUCAGCGCGUCGGCAACAUAUUCCAUUCAUUAUCCAACCCUGGUACUCCCGGGGUUUGAAUUUCGACUCGAUGGCGCUCUGGCGAUCCACGGACGUCUCAUCGAGAAAAUCGAGAAAACAGGAAGUGAGCUGGGAGCAAGCGUUGCUGUUGGCGGCAAAGUGUUUAAUUCGAUAUUGUCCGAAUGGGAGGCUCUCGCUUUGAGCCUGAGCUAUAAGAGAUUUCCGCAGGCUAUCAUUGAUGCCUUUGCUGAUACUCUGAUUGGAGACGAUCGUACCGAUUUGUUAAUCGAAAAAGACGAGACCCCGUAUAUUCGAGAGUCGAGACCGUCGAUAUCGCCGUCAGCGAAUGAGUUCCAUGAGUGGUAUGGGCAGUACGGCGCGGGUGUGCUGGGAGAAGCCAACUCGACACGCACAGGGGACGGAGCUAGCAGCUGGCUUUUGACGAAGUAUGCUCGCCGGAUGGAAAUGACUUCCUACGGACGCAAAUUCUUCAUCACUGAUGAAGGCUCGAUGGGUCUUGCACCACCACACGCGAGAGAGGGUGAUGACUUGGUCUUCAUUCCUGGUGGCAAGUACCCGUUUGUAUUGAGAGCUAGGGGUGACGGCACUUACGAACUUAUCGGGGACUGUUUUCUAUACGACCUAGACGUGUUUUCACUACUCCAGAAUGAGAACGUGGACACUCGGAAGUUCGUUCUCACUUGAAACGUUACAGAAAGCUAUGGCUGUUGUAAUAGAGCGUUGACGAUUCCCCAACUACGACUGUCAUCAUAGCAAUGAAGUCUUUUAGGCUGGCAUUAGAUUCCCCGCGCGAGCGUGUGAAAAAAUAGCGUAUUCAUUCCGUUUAACUUAAUAAGCAUAUAAGUUUAUCUACU
Molecule: messenger RNA, 2127 nt
Organism: Daldinia loculata
Lineage: Eukaryota; Fungi; Ascomycota; Sordariomycetes; Xylariales; Hypoxylaceae
Product: heterokaryon incompatibility protein-domain-containing protein
Exons: 1
Coding region: 182-1957 (591 amino acids)
Source: RefSeq, a predicted model, not a curated record